Molecule: messenger RNA, 698 nt
Organism: Penaeus vannamei (Pacific white shrimp)
Lineage: Eukaryota; Metazoa; Arthropoda; Malacostraca; Decapoda; Penaeidae
Source: RefSeq, a predicted model, not a curated record
CUCGCCACCUAUAAAUACCGACAAGAGAACGAGCAGCGUUAUCAUUCUUUUCCUACUUCGUCUCCUGCAACGACCAAGAGCGAUCGGAAUGGCUUCGCGCUCCGUGAUUAAGGCAGCCGUCCUGCUGGGUCUGGUGUACGGCGCGGUAGCUGGCGGAGGCUACGGCUCCUCCGGCGGCGGAGGAGGCUUCAUCGGAGGAAGCCAUGGCGGCCUUGGAGGAGGCUUCGGAGGCCUCGGAGGAGGCCAUGGCGGCGUUGGAGGAGGCUUCGGAGGCCUCGGAGGAGGCCAUGGCGGUAUCGGAGGAGGCUUCGGCGGAGGCAACUUCAUCGGAGGAGGCGGCGGCCACGGCGGCUACGGCGGAGGCGUUGGCGGCGGCAGCGUCGUCAGAGCGCGCCUGGUUGGAGUCGGCUACCUUCCCUCAGUCGGAGGCCACAGUGGCGGCGCUGGAGGCUUCGUCGGCGGCCACGGAGGAGGUGCUGGAGGUUUCAUCGGCGGCGGCAGCUCCAUCGGAGGCGGAUUCGGAAGCCACGGGUCUUCCGGCCACGUCAGCGGAGGAUACGGAUACGGCGGGAAAUGAGUGCGAGCGAAGAAAUAACUGAGGCGGCGUUUAAUCGAUGGCGUCCUAUUUAAUUCAAAUGAUGUGUUUUUGCAUGUCCUCUGCGUUUAGGAAUGGCGCUCGAAUAAAUGUCGUUAUCUUU